Molecule: messenger RNA, 923 nt
Organism: Drosophila willistoni
Lineage: Eukaryota; Metazoa; Arthropoda; Insecta; Diptera; Drosophilidae
Gene: Rab18
Product: ras-related protein Rab-18
Exons: 3
Coding region: 125-724 (199 amino acids)
Molecular function (GO): GTPase activity; GTP binding
Source: RefSeq, a predicted model, not a curated record
ACCCACACACAUACAUACCAAUGCUCCAUAUUAAUAAUAUUCCGCAACUUGCUUAAAACAAUAGGAAAUGAUUAAACAUAAUUGCUGUAAAUUGGCAUAAAGAGUAGACAAAUUGAAUUAAACAAUGGCAGAUAGAGCUAUCAAGUUGCUGGUCAUUGGCGAAAGUGGCGUGGGCAAGUCCAGCCUCAUACGUCGAUUUGUCGAGAACAAGUUCGAUGAGAAUCAUGACGUCACAAUUGGAAUGGACUUUAAAAGCAAAGUCAUGAACGUGGAUGGAAUUGACUAUAAGGUUGCACUUUGGGACACAGCUGGAGCAGAGAGAUUUCGCAGUCUUACGCCCAGCUUCUAUCGCAAAGCCUUGGGCGCCAUUCUAGUAUAUGAUAUAACAAAUCGUGACACAUUGGUUAAACUGGAAGCCUGGCUGGCCGAAUUGGAUAGCUACAGUGAUAAUCCCAAUAUAGCUAUUAUUGUGGUCGGCAAUAAGAUAGAUCAGGAUCGUGUGGUCGAUCGUCAGGAGGGACGUAACUUUGCCCGUAAACAUCGAGCCCUCUUUAUUGAGACAUCUGCCCGUUGUGAUCAGUUUGUCAGCGAUGUGUUCAAGGAAAUAGUCGAGAAGAUUGUUUCAUCCGAAUAUUUUGACAAUGGACAAAUGAAUCCCAAUGGCAUGGAAAUCGGCAGCAACGAUUCGGAUCUGGAUGGAAAUGCAUCAACAUGUUAUUGUUGAUGCUCUUUCGUUUCUCGUCUUUUUUCUAUUGUUCUGUCUAUCAUGUAUUUAUUCAUUGAAUUCAUUGUUUUAAUAUCAUUAGCAUUAAAAUUCAAUUUCAAAACUCUAAAUCUCUUGUACACGGUCUAAGGCUGCCAGUUACCACCCUUUAAAUAUAUUUAAUGUAAAUAUAAAACGAUACAAUAUGAUAUAAUCUAAA